AUGCCUUCACUUUCUUCGCUCGCCUCCUGGCGCACUCUUGCAAUCAUCUUUGCUUUGAUCAACCUCAAAUCUCUCCCUUUAGCAUGGCAUUUCCGCCUAGCCUAUCGCUAUGCCCGCAAUAGGUUCACCGCAGCAAAGGUCCAAGGUGCCAUCAGAUCUGCCACCAACCUCAGCUCGACGCAUCCUCUGUUUCAAUCCGUGUCCAUUUUCUCACGGUCACCCCUGCUAGAGACAGACUACAACCUACACAAGAGCAACUCUACCUACUUCUCCGACCUUGACGAGAGCAGAACAGUGCUCAUGACCCGGCUUUUGACGCCCAACAGCAAGGAAGGUGUGAAGAACCUCGAAAAGCAAGGACACAAAGGACGAGCAGCCGUCAUCCUUGGGAGUGUUCAUACCUCGUUUCAUCGAGAAAUACAGCCAUAUGAACUCUACGAGGUCCGCUCUCGCGUGUUAGGCUGGGACAGGAAGUGGGUGGUCAUUGCCAGCUGGUUCGUUCGACCUGCGAAAAAGGGAGAAGAUGAAGUGCUAUUGGCAUCCGCUCUGAGCAAAUACGUCGUCAAGAAAGGCAGGUUCACUGUGUCGCCAGAACGCUGUUUCAUCACUGCUGGCUGGCUGCCUGAGAAGCCGGAGAACUAUAUGUCCGGUGCGGGCCAAUCGACUGCGAGUUCUGGCGACUCGGAGACGCCAUUGCUGGUGCCAGAUUCUGAGCCAUCUACCGAGGAAGCCUCUGGGGUCGCGACGCCUGAAGGACUGCCUGCGCCGGUUCCCGAACAAGCUGUCGAAACAACAUGUGCAAUUGUGGAAAAACUCGAAAGUGCAGCAGAAAAGGUUUCACGAGAGCCGCCACAAUCAAGCGAGCCGCUGAUGCCACUUACUGCGGCCGACAAGGCUGGCGAGUGGGACUGGUACCGCAUGGACAUGGAGCGAAUCAGGGGCUUACGAAUUGCAGCCAACUGGCUCGCCUUGGACCAAGGACUGCUCGAGGAGUUUAGGCGCGAAUAG
Messenger RNA from Exophiala xenobiotica, 1008 nucleotides. RefSeq lists its product as uncharacterized. Lineage: Eukaryota; Fungi; Ascomycota; Eurotiomycetes; Chaetothyriales; Herpotrichiellaceae. The record is from RefSeq and is a predicted model, not a curated record. The transcript has a single exon. The coding region runs from base 1 to 1008 and encodes 335 amino acids.